Messenger RNA from Hylaeus volcanicus, 1873 nucleotides. It is a transcript of the gene Karl, whose product is annotated as apolipoprotein D. The transcript is spliced from 4 exons. NCBI's taxonomy places the organism in Eukaryota, Metazoa, Arthropoda, Insecta, Hymenoptera, Colletidae. The coding region runs from base 90 to 827 and encodes 245 amino acids. The record is from RefSeq and is a predicted model, not a curated record.
CUUUAGUCACCCGAGCGAACCAACCGGGCGAAGAAGCAAGAAGUUCCGCGUGUGCCAAGUGGCUUGGCGGUCUGAAUGCAGCUAGGAGAAUGCAGCACGGAACGAGAUGUUCGAGAUUCUGUUCGACGAUAAUAGUGCUACUGCUGCUGGCCUGCAUAAUAGACGACACUGGCGGCACUUGGAAAAGGCGGGAGGACAAGACCAAGUGUCCCAAAGUGAAGGGCAUACGAAAUUUUGACAUAUCCCAGUUCCUUGGAUCGUGGUACAUAGUGCAGUAUUAUGCAAGCUCGGAGGAAGCACUCGCGUACAGAUGCAUGCGAGCCGAACUUUCGAUUUCGUCCGAAAGCACGGAAGUCACCAUGAAUUUCACUUACAGUUUUACGGAUGAUCCGAUCAAUGAACAACUUGUUGGUAACAUCACCUGGAAGAUUCCGUCGGCUGAGUUACCUGCUCACUGGGUGCACGCUGAGUAUCCGUAUGAAGGUAUUUAUAAUACGUACGUGCUAGACUCAGAUUAUAAUUCAUGGGCACUGCUCAUGCACUGCGCAGAACAGAGCAAGAGUCCUCGAUACUUAUCCAGCUUCAUCAUGAGCAGAGAGGAAAGCCUUGGACCUAACGUCAUUUCUUAUCUUCGCGAGAAGUUGCCCAAGUACGACAUCGAUCUCGAAUACAUGUUCCCCAUGGAUCAGAACCAGUGUAACAAGACGGAAUCUUCGGAACUGGAUCUGCUGAUUCCGCCAUCGAUAAUGUCCAGGAAAAACUACGCUGCGCGAAAGCAUCCACUAAAGAAGAAACAUCGACGCCUUGAGUUUAAUUCUCAUUCCUAAUUUGAAUAGACGCGACGUUACAUCAUCGUCGAUAUUGUGUCCAUCACAAAUUCGUCAUCUUUGACGUGGAGAUUUUUUGAUCGAUAUCGAGCCUUUUUGAAGAUUGCAGUUGUAACGAGUCAUUAAAUCUACCUUGCUGUCAGGUGCAAUAAUGAAGCUAAAUGUAUAAUUCCAUUAAGAGAAAAAUGGAGGAAGGCUUUGACAUUUUGAAAAUUAAUGCUUUGAGAAAACAUUUUCAUCGAAUAAUAAGUUUUUGGCUUCUUAGAUAAAAUUACGUUUCUUACAGUUCUUCGUAAAAGUGACGAAGCUUGUGUGGAGCAUCAUGCAUUUUACGUUCAAGAAAGUAAGUCAUGAGUAUGUUAUAAAAUAUCUUGCAUUAAAAUACUCACGCUGUUAGGAAUGAUCACGUACUAGUCUAUUAAAGUGUAAAGUGCCUGGAUAUAAUAAAAUUCAGAUAUAUGAUUCGAGAGUGUGUUUGUACAGACGAACUUGUGAUUGAAUUAUGUGAUUAAUGUAGGUACUUAGAACAUUACAAUGUAAAAAAUAUGAUAUUCUGCGAGUCAUGAGCGAACUUGACACUGAGACAACAUGAGCUUAAGUAGACAGUAAGAAUUCCAAUCGUAAUUUGGAUCGCUGGUAUAACGAAACGUUAACUGUGAACAAAAUAUAGUAGAAGUUAUUCAUUCCUUAUUUUCUUUCCUCCAAAUAGUAUUUUAUGCGAUACAAUUACAUUGGUAAUGUUUUUCUAAUAGGUUAUGUAACUUCAUGGAUAUUACUGAUGAUUUUAUAAAGUGUUCAUGUUUAUCCAAUGUUUGUAUUGAAGUAUACUAGUGUCUAAUUCCCAGUAACUAUGUUUACUCUAAUUGCCAUUCUUUUAGAAAAACUUUAAGCAGUAACUAAUUAAAAAUGUGCGUUUUCACUACUAUAUCUGGAAGAAAAUUACUUGAGCAUCCAGUUAGUCCUCUUCGCAGCUCUGAAUCUUCAAUUAGUAAACGAACACGACGAGGAUUACCAAAUAAACGUACAUUCGACACUUUGGGCUAGUU